This is a messenger RNA of Vicia villosa (hairy vetch), 4878 nucleotides long. RefSeq lists its product as uncharacterized. The record is from RefSeq and is a predicted model, not a curated record. NCBI's taxonomy places the organism in Eukaryota, Viridiplantae, Streptophyta, Magnoliopsida, Fabales, Fabaceae. Gene Ontology annotation, molecular function: DNA helicase activity. Gene Ontology annotation, biological process: telomere maintenance; DNA repair. Bases 1 to 4878 code for a protein of 1625 amino acids. The transcript has 8 exons.
AUGGAGUUUGGUAAUCGAUCUGUGGAUUUUAAUAUGGAUGAUGAGAGUUGUAUAUUUUUACGUCAGAUCAACAAAAUGAAAGCUGCUAAGGCAAGGUUUAAUAGAAUGAAUGUCCUCGGGCAGAAGAAGGCAAAGCGGUUGAAGAGAGCAAACAAAGAGAACGAGUGUUUCUUCUCUCCAUCUUCCGUCCAACAAUCUUCGUCGUUCCGAACACCUUUAUCAACAAUAACUAUGAAUACCAUCAACAUUUCCUCAUCAUAUUCACCUAACCACUUUCAACCAUCUUCUUCAAGUCCCCAACCUUCAAACAGAUUGGGUCUGAAUCUAACAAACAAAGAUAAUGACUUUUUCUUCUCUCCAAUUUCCGUCAAACAAUCUUCCUCCAUCCGAACACCGUUAUCAACCAUAACAAUGAAUACCAUCAACGUUACUGAGUCAUCUUCACCUAACACAUGUCAACCAUCUUCUUCAAGAACUCAACCUUCAACUGUUGGGAUUUUAAAAUCUCGGAGACCCAUCACAUAUCGUACGAACGGGCUGGGUUUGAAUUUGACAAAAAAAUUUAACAGCACCGUCAGUGGUUCAAAUGAUCAUCCUGAGGUUUCUGCAACUCCUGUCCCGGCCACGGACAAUAGCAAUUUAUUUUCGGAUUCUGAUGACAAUAGUACAGAAAGUUUUGAAACGGACUCCGAUAUUGAGUACCCGGAUGAAUGUAAUAACAUCUCUACAGACAUGCAUUCUGCAUCGACUUCUUCAAAUGGAUACUACGAUGUAGGAGACGCUGAUUCUGUAUGUCAACAAUGCGGUGCGCAAAUGUGGUAUCUUGAAAGAAAGGAUAAACAUCGGAAUAGAUCUAUUCCAAAAUUUUCAAUGUGUUGUCGAAAUGGCAAGAUUCAACUUCCAUUUCUCAAGAUGCCACCUAAAUAUCUGCAACAUCUCCUAUUUGACAGUGAUACGGUUCAGUCUCGCAAUUUCCAGCAAAACAUUCGAAUGUAUAACAUGAUGUUUGCAUUCACAUCUCCUGGUACUAAGAUGGAUAACCGUUUUAACAAUGGAGGUGGUCCUCCUACUUUCCGUAUUCAAGGGCAGGCCUGUCAUAGAAUUGGUAGUAUGUUACCCAUGCCGGGACAGACUCCAAAAUUUGCCCAGCUAUAUAUUUACGACACUGAACAUGAAAUACAACACAGGAUUAAUGGGAUGAGAACAAAAACUGGGGUUGACAUUGAUAUUGUUACAAAAUUAUCUCAAAUGUUGUACGAACACAACGUACAUGCUCAGUCUUUCCAAAUGGCAAGAGAUAUUUUGUCUCAACGAAGCGUAACAGAUUUGAAAUUGAGACUUAUUUCAGACAGAAAAACUGAUGGACGUAUUUAUAAUCAGCCAACUGUUUCCGAAGUUGCCGCAUUGAUAGUUGGUGAUGUCGAUACAGCUGAAAAAAGAGAUAUCAUAAUGCACAAACAGUCGGGCGAUCUUCAAAGAAUUGAUGAGUAUCAUAGUUCUUAUCUUGGAUAUCAAUAUCCAUUGCUUUUUCCAUAUGGCGAGGAUGGAUACAGGCCAAAUGUGAAACAUCGGGAUCACGGUCACGUGGUACGUUCCACCACACCAAACAGUCGUGUUGAAUUGGAAUACGAUGAUGUUCCAUGGGAAGAAGGUACAAAGAGAAACAGGCUAACGAUAAGAGAAUGGAUGGCAUUCCGAAUACAAUCAAGACUGAACGAGGCACCGACACUGUUAAGAGCGCGAAGGCUAUUCCAACAAUUUUUAGUUGAUGGUUAUACAAUGUUGGAAUCGGAGAGACUUAGAUGGCUUCGUAAAAAUCAAUCCAAAUUAAGGGUUGGAAAAUAUCACAAUUUGAAUGAGUUAAAUUCAAACAGUGUGACACAAGGCUCAAGCACCGGAAAAAGAGUUGUUUUACCGUCUUCAUAUGUUGGCAGUCGUAGAUAUAUGGAUCAACUGUAUUUUGACGGAAUGGCAAUUUGCAGCUAUGUUGGUUUUCCUGACCUAUUUAUUACAUUUACAUGUAAUCCAAACUGGCCGGAGAUACAGCGUUACGUAAGACAACCAAACUUGAAGCCGGCCGAUCGUCCAGACAUUAUUUGUCGAGUAUUUAAGAUGAAGUUUGAUGAGUUAUUGUCCGAUCUAACCAAGAAAUCUGUCAUGGGCAAGGUCCUUGCCUAUAUGUAUACCAUUGAAUUUCAAAAGAGGGGUUUGCCACAUGCUCACAUAAUAAUUUUUCUUCAUCCGACCAGCAAGUAUCCAAAUGCAGAGGAUAUUGAUAAAAUAAUUUCAUCCGAAAUACCUGACGAGAAUUCUGAUCACGAGCUCUAUAACUUGGUAAAGUCACAUAUGAUACACGGUCCAUGCGGAAGACUUAACCUAAAUGCUCCGUGUACAAGGGAUGGUAAAUGUUCCAAGUAUUUUCCAAAGGAGUUCCGUCCUCAAACAAUAGUCGAUCAAGAUGGCUUCCCUGUUUAUCGAAGAAGAGACAAUGGUCACACUGUGUUAAAGAAUGGAAUUCGGUUUGAUAACCGUCACGUUGUACCAUACAAUUCAGGAUUAUUAAAGAAGUUUCGAGGUCACAUAAAUAUGGAGUGGUGCAAUCAAAGUUCUUCGAUAAAGUAUCUGUUUAAAUACAUCAACAAAGGUUACGACAGAAUCACUGCUGCCGUUAUUAGGAAUGAUGAGGUGACCCAAAAUGCCCAAAAAAAUGUUGACGAGAUUAAACAAUAUCUUGAUUGCAGAUAUGUUUCUCCUUGCGAAGCAUGUUGGAGAAUAUUCUCUUUUCCCAUACAUGGAAGAAAACCCGCGGUUGAGAGGUUAUUUUUUCACUGCGAAGGAGAGAAUUCUGUGUUUUACAGAGACAUGGAUCGCUUAGAUACCGUGUUGGAAAAGCCAAGUGUCACAGAAUCAAUGUUUACUGCUUGGUUUGAGGCAAACAAAAAAUAUCCUGAAGCCAAGGAGUUAACAUACAGCAAGUUUGUUGGAAAGUUUGUUUAUGUAAAAAAAACAAGGGAAUGGAAACCGCGGAAAAAGGGUUAUACAAUUGGUAGAUUGGUAUGGGUUCCUCCAAGCUCGGGUGAGUUGUACUAUCUCAGAAUGAUGUUAACGCAUGUAAAAGGUCCACAUAGUUACGAAGACAUAAAAAUAGUUAACAACAAGAGAUGUAAUUCUUUCCGCGAUGCUUGCUUUGCUAUGGGAUUUAUUGGGGAUGAUAGGGAGUACAUCGCUGCCAUUGAAGAGGCAAGUCAUUGGGGAUCUGGGCAUUAUCUGAGGUUACUUUUUGUUCAUAUGCUACUAUCAAGCAGCUUGAAUAGACCAACACAUGUUUGGAAAAAAACAUGGCAAUUAUUAUCGGACGGCAUAUUAUAUGAACAACGUAGAAUCGCAAACAAUAGAGAGAUGAUUUUGUCAAAUGAAGAAUUGAUCAAUUUGACAUUGGUAGAAGUUGAAAAAUUACUUCAAAAGAACAGGAAGAGUUUAUCCGAUUUUGUGGGAAUGCCACAGCCAAAUGGAUAUGUUGUUCAGCAAUUAGGCAACAGGUUGAUUUAUGAUGAACGUAACUACGACAUCAUAGAACAACGUCAAGAAUACAAUACAUUAUAUCAACAUCUCACAGCUUCUCUCUUGCUACCGGGAGGUAGAACAGCACAUUCAAUGUUCAAAAUUCCAAUCCCAACAUUGGAGGAAUCCAUAUGUGACAUCCCAAAGAAUACUGAACGAGCCGAGUUGCUUCGGUCAGCCAAGUUAAUUAUCUGGGACGAAGCUCCAAUGGCUAACAAGUACUGUUUUGAAGCACUGGAUAAAACCCUUAAGGACCUUAUGUCAGACACAAAGCCUUCCAAGUCUAUAUUUGGUGGUAAAGUUGUUGUUUUUGGCGGGGAUUUUCGUCAGAUCCUUCCUGUUAUUCCAAGGGGCAGCCGUUCUGACAUCAUUCACGCGAGCAUCAACUCUUCAUACAUAUGGGAUCACUGCAAAGUUCUCAGACUAACAAAAAACAUGCGUUUGUUGCAAUCCACCACACCUUCAAGUUCAACAGAAUUAGAAGAGUUUUCAAAUUGGACUUUAGAUGUUGGAGAUGGAAAACUGGCUGAACCGAAUGAUGGAUAUGCAGAUAUUGACAUACCAAAGGACAUGUUGAUAUCCAAUUUUGAUGAACCGAUAAAGGCAAUUAUAGAUUCAACCUAUCCUGACUUUCUGCAGAAUUACAAAGAUCCCCAAUACCUUCAAUGUAGAGCAAUAUUGGCUGGAACUUUAGAGACAGUUGAUGUCGUAAAUCGUUAUGCGCUAGAUAUGAUUCCAGGAGAUGAAAAGAUUUAUUUGAGCUCCGACUCAGUUGAUCAAAUGGACGCUGAUGCUUCUGAUUCUUUUGAUGCUUUGACAACGGAAUUUUUGAACACCCUGACGGCAUCCGGUCUUCCACAACACAGCAUUAGACUUAAAGUUGGCACCCCUAUAAUGCUCCUGAGAAACAUCGAUCAAUCUGAAGGGUUGUGCAACGGUACAAGACUCAUUGUUACAAAAUUGGCCGACCAUGUUAUAGAGGCAAGGAUUAUCUCCGGUAAAAAUAUAGGAAGUUCAUUUUAUAUUCCAAGAAUGGAUAUCUCUCCAACACAAUCACCCUGGCCUUUUAAAUUAACAAGAAGGCAAUUUCCAAUCAUUGUGUCCUACGCAAUGACGAUUAACAAGUCGCAAGGUCAGUCGUUAGACUAUGUUGGGUUGUAUCUGCCAAGGAAUGUCUUCAGCCACGGUCAGUUGUACGUUGCAAUAUCAAGAGUGAAAAGCAAAAACGGUCUCAAGAUACUAAUCCACAACAAAGACAAUGAAGCGGCAGGCACUACCACCAACGUGGUAUUCAAAGAAGUAUUUGAAAAUGUCUAA